GGUUCAUGUCGCUGUGGUCAUAUCGCGUGCCGGUUUCCCCGCCAUUCCCCUCGCCCGCUUCGACUUCCAACGGAUGACAGCCCGUCGUCACCACUCGGUCGCCCUUUUGGAUGCUGCCCGCUUCCCCAGUUGCGGACGACAUUCUGAGGAACUGGCAACGAGCUAAACUGAGAUGAAGAUAGAUGAGGCUGUGGAGGCUAAUUCUGCGACCACCGACUAAAAUACAACACAGGAAGUCAGGCUGUGUGACGUGAGGGAUCAAACAAAGAAACCACCGGCCAUUUCCACCAGCAUCCCCUGAUUUCCCCUGCAACUGGCCGUUAAUUCACUGGAUUUCUUACAGCUGGGUGGUGGGAAGGAGUUUCCCUCAUUAUUUGUCUCAAAACUUGCUGUAUCCAGCGUGGGGGUUUCCCCAGUCUUUGUUCGCCGACCGCCAUCAGGGGCCCAUGGCAGCAAGGGUCGGAACGCACUCACAUGGCCCCAUGGUACUCCUCCCGGAGAAUGUGGCCAGUCAACAUGGACACAAGACGUCGAUCUCUGCCACCUUGAUUUCUGAAGGGGGGCGCAGACACUCACAAUGUGCUGGCGGCGGGUGCGACAGACAACGUGAGCGCAUAGCACGGCUCACCAGCUGCAACUUUCUGACAUGCCCGCCACUCGAUCGGCACUCUUGGCAAGCAGGGAAUUUCUCCCCCCUCCUUCUUCCUCAUGAAGAGGUGAUUGAUUGUCUUGACAAAUGAUACACGGAAUAACCAGGAUGAGCCGAUUCAGAAUCGGUCCACUGAGGAAGCAGGUUUGAUUUCCAGGAGGGAACCUCCGGAUAGGCUGGACGGUCAUUGGACCGGCCACCUGUCAUGGCACCAAAAUGGGGCGUGGCUGUAACCCAUGCCUGGGAUGCAGACAAGUAAGGAAUCUCUCGUCUUUGAUCCCCCUUCUCAACGCAGGGCCAGCGUUGUCAAAUCUGGGCCAGGAGCGACUGGCUUUUCGCGUGGCAUGAGAUAGGGAUGUCUGUAUUUGAUCAGGUGCAGCAUUGAUAGCCAUUAAAGUUUAGGGGCCCAUUCUCACGGCGGAUUGGCCAGUCUCCGCGAGUCAGCGUGGCCAGUCCCGAAAAUAGCUCAUUCCUAUCGACGCGCGAUGCGGAGAGGAGGGGUCGAUUAGCAGUUGAUCAGCCGGGAUCCAGUUUUGCUGCUGUGCUUAUUCGCGCCGGUAUCCACCAACGACAUGCGAU
Aspergillus welwitschiae is the source of this 1228-nucleotide messenger RNA. RefSeq lists its product as uncharacterized. NCBI's taxonomy places the organism in Eukaryota, Fungi, Ascomycota, Eurotiomycetes, Eurotiales, Aspergillaceae. The record is from RefSeq and is a predicted model, not a curated record. Bases 447 to 740 code for a protein of 97 amino acids. The transcript has a single exon.